Molecule: messenger RNA, 2972 nt
Organism: Eutrema salsugineum
Lineage: Eukaryota; Viridiplantae; Streptophyta; Magnoliopsida; Brassicales; Brassicaceae
Exons: 4
Coding region: 198-2345 (715 amino acids)
Source: RefSeq, a predicted model, not a curated record
AUUAUACAAAUAGAGAUUGUACAUUUAUUUAUGCGGUCAUUGGAUCUACUUUCUCUCAGCUAUGUCUAUAUAAAUUUAAUUUAAUCUUAAAAAAAAAAACCAUUUCCCCACUCCAUAUUUCUCCUUCUUCCUCCUCAAGUCACAAAACCAAUUUUACACACAGACAACAGAGCAAAAUCCUUAAGCUGAAAAAAAAAAUGGGAAGAGACUGGUCUUGGCUCGGAGGAGGAGGAGCGAAGAAGAAAUCCUCAAGCAAGUCAAAGAAAGACAUCACAACGACGCCGCCGUCUCCCGCCGGGAAUACUGCAACGGCGGCGGGAUGCAUGAGUGCUGUAUUUAACAUUUUCGAUUUGCAGCAUUUACAGUUUCCCAUUAACCACCACCAUCUUCAUCUUCCCAAAGGCGUAGAUGCACCGAGAAACAGCUUGGAAUCAACGGAGGAGGAGGAGGAGACUCCAUUUUCACCUUCAAGAAAAGAUGGAAAUCUAAAUAUCUCGAUGGGUAUUAAAAUCAAGACAAAGCCACAAGCAAAAUCAUCAUCGUCGUCAUCGUCUAUUGCAGCCACUGAAUCAUAUUCUCCGAGUGUAAAGACACCAACUUUGGUCGCUAGGCUCAUGGGUCUUGAUCUUGUUCCGGACAACUACAGAUCAUCUCCUACUCCAUCGUCUUCUUCUUCUUCCUUAACUGAUCUCAAGACACCAACAAGAUCUUCUCACACCAACAAACACAGACAUUACUCUCUCCAAAGAAACUCUAUCGACGGAGGCACACGAUCUCUUCCCGAGACACCGAGGAUUUCACUCGGAAGGAGAUCCGUCGACGUCAACUGUUACGAACACCAACGUUCUUCACUUCAUCUCAGAGACAACAACAUCAACAUGUCGUCUGAGCGAGAAUCUGGUGUUCACAAUGUCAGGUUCACGAGGGUUAAAGAGAUGAAGAUACACGAAGAUAAAGAGAAUCGGAGUCCACGAGGGUACGCUAGACAGAUAGUGAUGCAGUUGAAGGAGAACGUUAGCAGGAGAAGAAGAAUGGGAACUGACAUAACCAACACCACAAGAAGCAACAAAGAACAACAAUCAAAAGAGCUCCAUGACUCUAAGAAAGCUUCUAAGAUCACAAUCAUCACUCAUGAUUCACCAUCCCCGAGAUUAGCAUUAACUGAAAUCCCCAAAACCAAACCAACCUCAUCACCUCAGACAGAUAAUGUUGUUCCCAAGAUUCUGGAGACGACAGUGAAGGUUCAAGACAAGACCAGGUUACCAACAGUUCAAGAAGAGCCCCAGGGUGAAGAGAAAGAAAAACAGAGCAAGUCUGCCAAGAAAUGCAAGAAACCAGAGAACUUCAAGCCGAGGUUAGUGAAGCCGCCACAGACAAUGCAGGAGGAACCGUUUGUUCGAUCACCAGCAACAAGUAACAAGAACAAUGGUCUUCUUCUUAUUCAAGGAGACAGGUCCUCCUGCAAGAAAACUCCUCUCUCCAUUAAUGAUCUCAUAAACUUCUCUAGUGUUCCCUCUCUUCACACCAUCAAGAAGAAAUAUUCAUCUCCACAGAAAUCGUCAAACGUAUAUGCUGAUGCGUCAAAGCUCAGAGAAACGCAAUCAUCGAGAAACAGAGCAUCAUCAGAGUUUUCUAGUUUUCCGAGCCAAUCACAAACGCACAUUGCACCAAUCGCCGGCGGCGAGUUAGAGUACAUAACAAGAACCCUAAGACGAACUGGAAUCGACAGAGAUACACCAAUCUCAUACGCCAAAUGGUUCUCUCCUUCACACCCACUCGAUCCAUCGAUCUUCUACUUUCUCGAGCAUUUCGCCAUUACAUCGAGCAGACCUAGAAAUUCGAAGGAAGAUCUAGCUCUUCGAUGCAAUCGGAAACUACUGUUCCAUUUAGUCGAUGAAAUCCUCGCCGAUAUCUUAAAGCCGCACAUCAAUUUGAAACCGUGGGUUUGCCGUUACCCGAUUAAAUCUCGGAGGAAUCUUAUAGGAUCGGAGCUGAUCGACGAAUUGAGUCGGAGAAUCGAACAGUUUCCGUCAGCCGAGUGUUUAGUUCUCGAAGAUAUUGAUACUCUGGUCGCCGGAGAUUUCCCGGAGACGGCGACACAAGCGUUUGAAGAGGAAGGCGAAGGAAUCGUCACGGAGAUCGAGCGAGGGAUUCUCGAAACGCUCGUGACUGAAACGACGACGGACUAUUACGACACGUGGAUCAAAACGGCGCCGCUUAGGAAGAGCGAUGAUGUCAGUGGCACGUGGGGAGUUCACGUGACGAGAUACUCUUCAAAUGUGGGGUCCCACCACGACUCGUCCUCUUUGUUUUGCCAAAGGAGAUUGAGGCAUCCACGUGGAUAAAAGUAUUCCACAUGGCUACCUUUUAUUGGUUUUCCCUUGUAUAGAUCUUUUUUAAAGUUAUUUAUAAUAUUAAUUUCCAAAUACUUUUGUAGCCGUUAAACAUAAAUAAAUAAAUAAGAUAAAAUUUUGAAAUGUGGAGUGGUGUGGACCGGUAUGGUGCUUUGUGAGAUAGAUCUGUCAAAUUCAGAUGUUUUUGUCCCCCGUGUAUUCCAACAUCCCAUGGGUUUUGCAUAUGCUAUGGUAGACUAAAGAAUAGUAUUCAUCUAUGUUUUGAAUAUUUUUCUUUUGAUUUUAUGUUGUUGAAAUUUUGUUGUAACGAAAAUUUGAAAAUUAAAAAGGUUUAAUAUACGUCUAUAUUUUAUAGUUUAUGAAAUUGAAUCACAAUCAAUGGGUCUAUCGGAAAUAUGUGAAAUAAUAUCGUACCUAGAUUCGGAUAGUCUUAUAUAGGUUUGAAAUAACUAUACAGGCAUACUAAAGAAGCUUAUACUAUUUUAAGGAUCUACGACAAGAAAAUGGUUUUGGCCGAAGAAUUUUGAUUGUUUGAAUUAUGUUUUUUUGCCAAAUUAGCCUCAUGUCUUACUUUGAAAAUUUGAAAAUGUUAUUCAUAAUAACUUAAAAUCUUUUAGU